AUGGGUGACACCCGGGGUAGGGGGGCCCCCCGGUUUUCUCGUUUGCGUUCUUCUGGCUUAAGCAGCAGAAAAGGAGGAACAAAGGGAUCUCGGGGAGGAGAUGAGGAGAGGCCCCUUAUUAACUCUUCCGUGGCCUCCAAACGGAAACGCAUAGAAGAUGAAAACAUCGAUUCCGAUUCUGCCUCAGGCGCGGACAGCCCGCCCUCUACAGACGACGAGUCAGAAGGAGCUGAUGAGACGACGGACGAGGCUCGUUUGCGUAUAGCCCAGCAGUAUCUUCGGGAGGUGUCUGCAACAGCAAAGGGGAAGCGGCCAAAGAGGACCUCAGCAGCUCUUCCUUUUGCUGCUGCUGAACCAGCAGCAGCAGCAGAUCCAGAUCCAGCAUUUGCUUCCUCAGAAGAGAGCGACGGAGACAAAGAUGGAGAAGACUCAGAUGAAGAUGAUCUGUUUGAAUACGAAGACGAAGAAAAGGCGACACUGGCAGCAGAACUCAAGAAGAAAGCAGAAAGAGGCAAACUUUCUUCUCGUCAGACUUCUUCUGUUGCCGCGCGUCUUCGACUAAAAGACGUCGCCUUCUUCAGAGGCCAUAAACUCCCAGUCACCUGCGUCGCCCUUCCUGGUGAGGGAAGCUGCGACCCCAGCAGCAGCAGCAGCAGCAGCAGCAGGGGGUAUGCAUACACUGGGGGGAAAGACUGCUGCGUGAUCCGGUGGGACUUGGAGACGGGGAAGAAGGAGAUCUUCAAGGGCCAGAGAAACUGCUUCGGUGGUGCAGCAGACGGAAGCAGCAGCAAAAGCAGCAGCAGCAAUAAACAUGCAAACACUAGGGGACAUUUUCGCGCUGUGUUGAGUGUUUGUGUUACUGGGGAUGAACGUCUUCUCUUCUCCGGUGGUGCUGACCACACAAUUAAAGCCUGGGACCCGCGGGCCUCCAACGAGAGUCAGCAGGCAGCAGCAGCAGCAGCAGCUGCUGCUGCUGCUGCUGAUGCUUCUCCCGCAGACUAUACACUCCAGGCGCUGCAGAAAGCACCCGCACCCCUACGAGCCACAGCAGCUGCAACAGCCGUCUCUGCUCUCUGCGCUCUCCCCUUCACUGACGCGCUGCUUGUGGGCACAGAAGAGGGAACUGUGCAGCUAUGGGAGGCAACCCAAAGCGCCAAGAAAGCAGGAGGCGGCUCUCUGCGCGCGUUGCCUGGUGCAUGCAUUGGGGCUGGAGGAGCAGUGAGUGGGAUCUCCCUGUCUAGCAACCACUCCUUUGCUGUUGCUGCUGUCAGCACAGAAAGCCGGCUGGGUCGGUGGUUUAAAUACGAAGGGGGAAAGAACGGCAUUCGUAUCAUGCAGAUUCACAAAGACUGA
Eimeria mitis is the source of this 1353-nucleotide messenger RNA. RefSeq names its product U3 small nucleolar ribonucleoprotein complex-associated protein, putative. The record is from RefSeq and is a predicted model, not a curated record. NCBI's taxonomy places the organism in Eukaryota, Apicomplexa, Conoidasida, Eucoccidiorida, Eimeriidae. The transcript is spliced from 5 exons. Gene Ontology annotation, molecular function: protein binding; snoRNA binding. Gene Ontology annotation, cellular component: small-subunit processome. Bases 1 to 1353 code for a protein of 450 amino acids.